GAGAGUGGCGAACAGGGUAACAGAUAUGUAUCGGUGGUAGAAGACUACUUUACCAAAUAUGUAAAUCUGUAUGCUCUUCCUAACCAAACAGCCCAGUCGGUAACACAGUGUUUGUUCGAGGAUUAUGUUUUAGUGCAUGGUAUUCCAGAAGCUGUUCACAGUGAUCAAGGUCAGCAGUUUGAAGCAGAGAUUGUGCAAAGACUGUAAAUGUUUAGGGAUUAACACGACACGCACCACCCCGUAUAAUCCCAAUGGUGCCAUCCCGGGUAUCAUCAGAUUUACCUUCUUCCCAUGCAGACUUUGUGGCCUCUUUGGCAGGGAAACUGGAGAUGGCGUUUGGUGGUGCCAGACAGAGAGGUGUCCAAGCACACGAGAAGCAAAAGCUGUACUACGACAGAGCCGUCCGUCACACACCAUAGGCAGUAGGAGAUUUGUUGUGGCUUCAUAAUCCCACAGAGGACCGUAUGAAAUUGGCUCCCCACUGGAAGGGACCACACCGGGUCCUGGCUGUGUUGGGCUCUCAAAGAGAACUGGGGCUUACCUAUCGGAUUGCCUGUCCUUUGGACUCUGACGGACAGACACAGGUAGUCCAUUACGACAGACUGAAACGUUACACAUUGCCACUGCUCGCUGGCUUGUCAAGUUGCCCUCCCACUUCCCCUCUUCAUGCCCAACCACAGCAGGGCGAGGGACCCUCCUAUGGGGACUGGACAGCUGAGGAGCCCCUCGUUGCUGGGGGCACAGGGCUGCCACCACAGACUGUAUCCCAUUCAGGAAGAGCUGUGAGACAGCCAGUUCAUUUCAAGGACUUUAUCAGUUAUAGUUAACCGGUUAAUUUCAAUGCAAACAGGGUGUCUAACAAUGUGUGGUAUUAUAUCUGAACUACGAAUGUGGGUUGACAUGCUGUUUGAAUGUUGGUUUGUUAUUAUUUCUGUGGAGCAGAACGUAAAUGUUGUACCGCAAAUGAUUUGAGAUUGAGAUAAUAAUAAUAAUAAUAAUUGAGAUAAUUGUGGUGAUUAUUUUGGUUUAUUAUUUUGGCAAAACAGCUAUUUUGAUUAGGAAUAGUGGGUAGGAUGCUCUGUGUUUAUGGUUAAGGGUAUAGUGUAACUGCUUUGUACCCGUACCGCCAAGAACACACACAGGCUGGAUUGGAUGAUGGUUCUUUAUGUGGUAGCUGUAAUGAGGUAGAUGCGCACACACAAUAUAUGAUUUAUCACUUUCACCGGAUCCGACAUCCCAAGCAGAGAGCUGGAAAACUGGUCAAGUACAUCACAUCUUGACAUUUUAUUAUCUUUUAGGGACCUUUAUUUUGAAGGAGCAUAACGGAAGUGUCUGCGUGUGGGUCGCUGUUUUGACUGAGUGUUGGGAGCAUAGACAUCAUGGUUGGGAGCGCGAAAAUAAUAAAGACGAUCGCCCCGUUCAUUUCAUUUUCACCCUCUCUCCCUGAGGUUCAAGAAUGGCACUCAAUAACGCUAUUGUACGCAACAAGACAAUCAUUCAAGAAAUUCUAUCGGCAGAUCCCCAAUUCAUACUUGACAAAGUGUUAGAGGAAGGACUGAUAACCGGCCGCGAAUACACCAAACUAAACUCCAUCAAUAAGGGGGACGCAGAGGAUCUCGUUAUCGAGCUCGUGGACAAACUCAAUAACAAAGGAAGACAAUCCAAGUUCAUUGGGCUUCUGCUGGACGAGAUCGUCCUAGAAACGUAUCCUAAACUUGAAGACGUGGAAUGGGGAGACAGUGGGUCUACCGCCUCAUCGAGCAGUUUGAGUAUUGGACAUGGGGACAACAGGACGGUAGUAGAGCCAAGGAAAAAAACGAGAGGAAAUGGAGGCCGGAAAAGAAACGGAAGUGAAUCAGAAGAAGAAGUGACCAAUAAGAAACCUUGCACGGUGGAGGGGUCAGGCAGCAUCACUGAAACCCGCUCCGCAGGGCAAGCUCUGUCCGAGAGGCAGCUCAUGGAGGUGGCCGAAACGCUGGGACAGGAGUGGGAGCAGGUGGCCAUCCACCUGGCGCUAGAGACCAAAGAUCUGGACGACAUCAAGGCAGGACAUAGACCUGUGGUCAUGCAGAAGCAGAAGAUGUUGGUGCUGUGGAAGCGCCGAAGACCACCAGGAAAGGCCACAGCUCAGGACCUGCUGAGAGGUCUGGAAGACCUGGAGGACCUACCGGUCGAGACUCGUCAGUUAUUGUCAGGGCAGAAUCUGUCCGAUAAGCAGCUCCUGGAGGUGGCCCAAACUCUGGGACAGAAGUGGGAGCAGGCGGCCAUCCACCUGGGGCUGAAGACAGAAGAUCUGGACGACAUCAAGGCAAAACAUAGAUCUGUGGUCAUGCAGAAGCUGCAGAUGUUGGUGCUGUGGAAGCGCCGAAGACCAGCAGGAGAGGCCACAGCUCAGGACCUGCUGAGAGGUCUGAAAGACAUGGAGGACCUACCGGACAAUACUCCUCUGUCAUUAAGCGGGGAACUUCAAAGGAUCCGUUCUGAAUUUGUGAAGAUAGUUUCAAUCUCAGUUAUCGAAGGUCUCCUGGAUGAUCUUUGGCAGCAGCACGUGUUCAGUACUGAGGAAAAGGACUAUAUGAUGGAGGACUACAUAAUAAGAGCAGACAGGGCACGUUGUCUGAUCGACAUGGUGAUGGCGAAAGGGGAGACAGCAAGUCACAUAAUGAUUGACGGUAUGAAGAAAAGGGACCCUGACUUAUGCAUCACCCUGGGUCUGAUCUCUUCUCCUGCUGGUGUGGGACAUGGGGACGACAAGACGCUAGUAAAGCCGAAGGAACCAACGUUUCUUUCAAGGGCCAGAGACAAUAAAACCCGCUCCGCAGGGCGCAAUCUGUCCGAUAAGCAGCUCCUGAAGGUGGCUGAAAUGCUGGGAAAGGAGUGGGAGCAGGCGGCCAUCCACCUGGAGCUGAGCAUCACAGAUCUGGACGACAUCAAGGCAGACAGACAGACGGAUGUGGCCAUGCAGAAACACAAGAUGUUGGUGCGGUGGAAGCGCCAAAGACCACCAAGAGAGGCCACAGCUCAGGACCUGCUGAGGGGCCUGGAAGACCUGGAGGACCUACCGUUCAAGACUCGUCUGUUAUUGACAGAUUAUUGGACCGGCGAGGAGUUACCAAAUCUAUUGGAAAGAUUCCUAAACCAGUUCCAGAGGUCCAACGAGAAUGAGAGCCAUAUGCACGCUGUGUCCUCCACUGAAUCCAACCCCCCUGAGUCUGCUCCACAACUCCCUCAAGCAACAGAGGAAGAUGAAGAGGAUCCACCAUAUCCCAUGAAGGCUCAACCUAAAGGCUACUGCUUGAUCGUCAACAACUUUGACUUCAGCCGUUCCGUUCCGAAACUAGGUCAACGGAUGGGGACAGACAUUGAUGAAAAGAGCCUGAGGCGUGUGUUCAGCUGGCUGGGCUUCCAGGUGGAGGUGCUGCGGGACCUCACCAGAGCCCAGAUGCUCUCCUCCAUGCGGGAGCUGGCCAGCAGGGACCACAGUAAGAUGGACUGCGUGGCUUGCGUGGUCCUGAGCCACGGCCUGGAGGGCGGCGUGUACGGGGUGGACAGGGAGGUGGUCUGGCUGAAGGAGCUCGCUGACUUCCUGAAUGGGGUGCGGUGCGCCUCUCUGAGAGGGAAGCCCAAGCUGUUCUUCAUCCAGGCCUGCCAGGGCAACAAGAGGGAGCAGGCGGUCGCCGCCCUGGACAACAGACCCGCCCGCCCAGAGGUCAGCGACCAAACUGACACCCAGACGGACGGACCCAGCAGCACUGGGGUCCACACCCAGACUGACGGAUCCAGUAGCACUGGGGACCCCUGCAGCGACGGCAUGGAGGCGAGUGUGUUGAUACCCACCUCGGCAGAUUUCCUGACCGCCAUGGCUACCACUCCCUCCUAUACCUCUAUGAGAGUCGGGGGCCGAGGCUCCUGGUUCAUCCAGUCCUUGUGCCUGAAACUUGAGAAGUUGGUUCCUCGUGGCCAAGACUUAGCCAGGAUCCUGACGACGGUUCACAACGAUGUGGGCAAUAAGUCCAACCGCAUCGGCGGACGCAGACAGAUGCCCCAACAUCACACCUCUCUGCGGACACGUCUGGUCUUCCCCGUCCCUGAAGGCCCUCUUCCCCCUCUGCCCACCAGUCCCUAGCUACCAAGGCUCUGCUCCAAUUGGUCGACUGGUGCCCUCAAUGGUGCUUAUGUUGUCCGAAAUGUGAGUGCACGAAUCUGGAUCUCCACAUAGUGCACUACUUAAUAUCCAAAAAUGCACCAUAAAGAUUCAAGAUUCAAUACUUUAUUGCCAUACAACUCUGUACAAGUUGCUAGGGAUUUGUUUCAGUGUGCUCAUGACAGUACAUGACAGUACAAGACCCACACAAAAGACACAUAAAACAUAGAACAUCAUUUCAUCCAUGCAAUAUCCUUCCAAGGAUCCCACACAUAAGACAUAUAGCCCACUGCCACCUGGCUGACAGGCCAGGGUAAGUGCUGUAUGUUUGAUUAAAGUGACCGGUGCAAGUGAUGUGCAAAAUGGAGCAAUUCAUGUGCAAAUCUGCAUAAGGUCCAAUAAAUAAGUACAUAGUUAAGAAAACUCACAUUAUAUAAAAACAGUAGAAAUUAGUGUGUAUUAUACUAUGCAGGGCCACUGGGGGAGUCUGCAUUCCUGAUACACUGGUGUAGGGAUGAAGAGUUGUUAAGAGCUUUAAUGGUCCUGCAGUAUGUGCCGUUGAGGAAGCGGGAGGUUUUAGUUUUGAUGGCCCUCAACCUCCUACCUGAUGGGAGGGGAUUGAAGAGGGAGUUAGCAGGGUGUAAUUUAUCCUGAAGAGUUGUCAGGCCUCUACUGUGGAUACGGGCCUCGUAGAUGUCUGAGAUGGGAGGGAGACUGCAGCCAACUAUCUUGGAGGCCGUAUGGACAAUCCUGUCUAGUCGCAUCCUCUGCUGGACAGUAGGGUUGCCGUACCAGACUGUGAUUGAGAACGUAAGGACGCUCUCACAGGUGGCUCGGUAGAGCUGCUGCAUCCCCUUGCAGGCCAACUCAGACUUCUUUAGUUGGCGGAGGAAAAAGAGCCUCUGGUGGGCUGUUUAAUAAUAGCAGUGAUGUUAUCUUCCCAUUUCAGAGAGGAGGAGAUUAUUGUGCCCAGAAAUUUGAAGCUGUCUACCCGUUCCUCCACCGCCGCAUUGAUGGACAGAGGUGGGGUCUCCUUCCUCUGUCUCCGGAAGUCCACCACUAGCUCCUUAGUUUUUAUAAUAUUUAGCUCUACACUGUAAAAACAAAAACGUAAAAAUUAUUGGUCUCAUUAUGAUUUCUGAGUAAAAUGAAUAUAAAACAUUCAGUAUUCAUGUCAACUGUGCAAUGCAAUUUAGUCCAACCAACAAUGUUGAGUUUUGGGUCAAGAGUUGGGCUCACUGUAGUAGUGUAGGGUUUAAGUCAGACUCUGUCUGAGGCUGGGCCAACUACGGUGCACAUGCGCAUUUCGACACUUUGGAAAAUACGGGGUUUCCUAACGGAAACUACCCCCCGGGGAGUCUGGGUAUUCGUGAUGCCGGUUGGGAAAAAGGGGUUUAUUGCCUUUUGUCAAUUUGUUUCUGUUAGGUUAAGUGGGGUUAACGGGUUUGGGGUCUUUAUUGUUUGUGUGUUUAUUGUGCGUAGUGUUGCCGCCACCGUUACAGAGACUUGCAUGUCCGUUGUUUGGGUGUGCGGUGCGCUGUGUGUUGUGGUUGUGUGUUAAAUAAAGGCAGCUCUCGGGAUCGUGCGGUGUAUGAGGCACGAUAGUUGCGUCACCGUUUAACCUGGGCUCCCGUCUCGUGCAGAAGAAGUUUGACCAUAAUGUCAAACUUGUUCUGCACUUUGGUUUGCUGCAUUUAAACAGCGAUUCUCUGCGGCUGAACUAGCUACAUGUUGCUUGUUCUAUUGCUGUCUUGCAUUCCGAAAUGUAAAAUGGAAGUUUCCAAUUAUUAAUUUUAAUAAAGUGAACUUAAAACAUGUUUUGCAUUUUGAAAUGUUUUUUUUUAAAAUAAUAUUAAAGGGGUAGUUCGGAAUUUUGGACAUAGGGCCUGAUUCCCAAGUGAGCAUUGGUAUUCUAUAUCACUGGAGACAGUUUAACACAUUUCAUACAAUCCUUCUAGUUGCAGAGUUCGCUCGUGCUAGGCUAGCGCAAGUCAACGGGCAAUGCUAGCCUGCUAUUAAAAACAGUCUUACCCACUCCACAGUACACCCGAGGUAAAUCAAUUAUAACGACAGACUAUAGAUUUAAAUGUCUGUGUUGAUAGAAUAAUGUUAGAAAUAAAACUAACCUAGAGUUAGAGUCAGUUAAAUUAAAUUAUUUUAUAUAUUGUAAUAACUCCUUUCGUGUCUGGGCAUGGGAGGUAUCUAUCCCCGUGGAUCUAUCAAUCUCCGGUUGGAGAGUGCAAUUCUCCAACCGUCUGGGCAUGGGAGGUAUCUAUCCCCGUGGAUCUAUCAAUCUCCGGUUGGAGAGUGCAAUUAAAAUCUCCACCUAUUAUGAAAAAAGUGAGUAAAGUUCAUCACCUCCUACGCACGUCACCUCCUUCGGUUAACUCAGGCAGACCCACCAACCGCACAUUCGAGCGGCGUGCUCGGUUUUCCAAGUCAUCCACCUUUAGCACAAGCUCAUCCAUAGCUGCUUUCAUGGUGGUGGUCUGUGUUUUCAGAGAUGUUAGGUCGUCUUCAUUGGUGCCAAUUCGGUCUUCAGCUUCGGUCAGUCGGCCAGACAGUGACUUUAAUUCGCCUUGCACUGAAUAGCGCCCAAUAGCCCAUCAAACCUCGACACAAAAUCUUCUUUCAUUGUCUGGAUAGCGUUGAGAAUUGGACCAGGGCUAAUUGUGUCGUCGUCGCUAGUAUUGGAACUAGUUAGCAUCGUCGGGCUGGAAGAACCAUCGGUUGAUUUAGUAGACUUUGAAGUCUUUGGCUGCAGUUUCGGUGGCAUUAUGGCUGUUUGCUGUGUUUUUUGAUCAGUAGUAACUGUUUUCUUAGUGAU
Gadus chalcogrammus (walleye pollock) is the source of this 6971-nucleotide messenger RNA. RefSeq lists its product as uncharacterized. Gene Ontology annotation, biological process: proteolysis; regulation of apoptotic process; signal transduction. Gene Ontology annotation, molecular function: cysteine-type endopeptidase activity; protein binding. NCBI's taxonomy places the organism in Eukaryota, Metazoa, Chordata, Actinopteri, Gadiformes, Gadidae. The coding region runs from base 1457 to 4126 and encodes 889 amino acids. The transcript is spliced from 14 exons. The record is from RefSeq and is a predicted model, not a curated record.